AUGGAUUACUCUGAGCCUCCAAGAAAUUACCCGCAUUCUCGCAGCAGCACUUGUAAGUUUGCCAGGACAUUGCAUGUAACUCGAAAGUUAGUACAGUUGCGCUUGUAUAAUAAGCAGAAAAGAGGAGAAAACUUGGUGCACUCGCAGUUGCCAUGGUACCAUAUUCAAAGGCACCAUACACGUAUGACACAGUACCGGUACUCGUGAAGUAUGAUAGCCCCCCCCCUUUCCUCGAGGAGUGUCGCCCAAAUCACAACUUCUCCACCUCUACGAUCCACCUAGUCAUAAUAUAUCCACCUUGUACAAAUUGUAAGACCAAAGUUGAGGUCAACUCUGCUCCUUUCCUGUUUCCCCUCACUCCCUCCACCCUUCGCACCCUUCCUUCCCUGCGCCGAGCCCCAGCUCCACCACGCCUUCCAUAUCCUUACCUUUGGCGGAAGCCACACCGCUUUAAGCAUGCCCAGGCGAAGCGGGAGGAACGAAACAGGCAAGUUUACUGUAUCGGAGCGAUCGAUUGAUAAAGCACUCCGCUGCCUGCCUCUUCACAUGAUGCAUAUCGUGUUAUACGGUACGGUACUACUCGAGUACUCGAGUAGAAGGGGGAAGUGAUUGCUUGACUACCGGUACGGUGGAUUAUCUUUUUUUUUUGUUUUUUUUUGUGAAAUCUAGUCACAUUGAUGGGUCCGGCGUGAAUGCCGUGUGUGUGUGGUACCAAUAGUACUUGUACUCGUAGGUUAUGGGGUAUGGUGGGGGGGGGGGGUGA
Molecule: messenger RNA, 763 nt
Organism: Tuber melanosporum (Perigord truffle)
Lineage: Eukaryota; Fungi; Ascomycota; Pezizomycetes; Pezizales; Tuberaceae
Exons: 1
Coding region: 1-207 (68 amino acids)
Source: RefSeq, a predicted model, not a curated record